GCGACAAAAGUGCAAUUAAACACCAAAUUGAAAAGUGAAAACCACCCAUUGCGUGUGAUACGUGUAAACGUGUUGAAAAAAUGAGAGGCUAUGAAGUGGACGAGAGCCUCGCGAUCGCGAUGGAAGAACGAUGACGACUGCAUGAGAAGUGCAGGUUCAUUCCUCUCCAAACGCGAUCCUCUUCUUGCUUCCUUCUUCCUUCCGCUUCACUCGCAAAGAAAUCCCAGUUAAGCAGCGUCAGUCAUCACCAGAGUCAUGGAGAGAAGUGGAUAUGGGAAGGAUGGUAUCUACAGGUCGCUGAGACCACCUCUCGUCCUUCCUUCCGACCCCAACACCAACAUGGUCUCCUUCUUGUUCAGGAACUCCUCUUCCUACCUCGACAAGCUCGCUUUGGCCGAUGCCGACACCGGAGAAUGCUUCUCCUUCAACGACUUCAGGACCAUCGUCCCCAGAGUCGCCAGCGGCUUCUCUCUUCUGGGCGUCAGGAAGGGCGACGUCGUGCUCAUCGUCGCCCCUAACUCCCCUCAGUUCCUCAUCUGCUUCUUCGGCGUUCUGUCUCUCGGAGCCAUCGUUACCACCGCCAAUCCGCUCUACACCUCCUCGGAGAUUGCCAAGCAGGCCCUUGACGCGUCCUCCAAGUUCGUGGUCACCAUUCCCGCUCUCUGGGAGAAUGUUAGAGGCUUGGGUCUGCCUGCCGUUAUGCUGGGGAGACCCGACGCUGGUAUCGUUUCUGACGUGGGUACCACCGGUUUCGAUGAAUUGGUGAAGAUGGGAUCCGGCAGAGCGCCGCCGGCCGUCGUCGUCCGACAGAACGACACCGCCGUGCUUCUGUAUUCCUCCGGCACUACUGGGACUAGCAAGGGGGUGAUUCUUACUCACCGGAACUUCAUAUCUGCUGCUCUGAUGGCCUCGUCCGAACAGAUAGUGAAGGGAGAAAUGCAUCGCGUUGUGCUGUGCGUUCUGCCCAUGUUCCACGUCUACGGCCUUUCUAUCAUCUCGUUCGCGCAGCUGCAGAUUGGGAACGCCGUCAUCAGCAUGAGCAGGUUCGCUUUGGAGGAUUUUCUAAGGGCGGUGGAGAAGUACAGGAUCACGCACCUCUACAUCGUGCCGCCCAUCAUGAUCCUUUUGGCGAAACAGAAGGUUACUCGCAAGUUUGAUCUCUCGUCGCUGAGGGGGAUUACUAGUGGCGCCGCACCUCUAGGGAAGGAUGUAAUGGAGGAAUGCUCGAAAGUUGUUCCUUCGGCUGAAAUUUUGCAGGGGUAUGGUUUGACAGAGUCAUGUGGCAUUGUUUCAGUUGAAUUUCCAGAGCAAGGAUUUAGCCGUCAUGGUUCUUCUGGAGGUCUGGUUUCAGGGGUUGAGUGUAGAAUCGUUGAUGUAGAGAAGAUGAAGCCUCUGCCUCCUAAGCAAUUGGGUGAAAUAUGGAUUCGUGGUCCAAACAUGAUGCAAGGAUAUCUGAACAAUCCACAAGCCACUCAGAUGACUAUAGAUAAGCAUGGAUGGGUGCACACAGGAGAUUUAGGAUAUGUUGAUGAUGAUGGUAGAUUGUUUAUUGUUGAUAGAAUAAAAGAACUUAUCAAGUACAAAGGUUUACAGGUUGCACCUGCAGAGCUUGAGGGUAUCCUUCUUUCACAUCCUGAAAUAUCAGAUGCUGUUGUUAUUCCCUGUCCUGACGCCGAAGCUGGUGAAGUUCCUAUUGCUUAUGUUGUGCGUGCUCCUACCAGCUCCUUAUCAGAAGUGGAUGUCCAAGAAUUUGUUGCAAAACAGGUUGCACCAUUCAAAAGAUUACGCAGAGUAUCAUUUAUUAAUGCUGUGCCAAAAUCAGCCUCCGGGAAGAUUCUAAGAAGGCAACUAAUUGAGAAAGUAAGGUCAAAUUUGUGAGAACGUCGUCACAUGUAUGUCAUCGUAAAUUGCUAUAUUCCUAUAUUAUUAGUGGCCACUAUUAAAAAAUAAAUUCUCGAAAGAUGUAUUCACAAGUAUUGGCCUCCGAUUAUGGUCACACAAUAAUUGAUGAAAGUCUAUGUGGAUGUACAUAUUAUCUA
Nymphaea colorata (pocket water lily) is the source of this 2039-nucleotide messenger RNA. Its product is annotated as probable CoA ligase CCL7. Gene Ontology annotation, molecular function: CoA-ligase activity. Bases 256 to 1878 code for a protein of 540 amino acids. The record is from RefSeq and is a predicted model, not a curated record. Lineage: Eukaryota; Viridiplantae; Streptophyta; Magnoliopsida; Nymphaeales; Nymphaeaceae. The transcript is spliced from 6 exons.